AUGCACCAUGGAAACAAGAGUGAGAUCCUAGAUUGCAUUGUUCCCAGGGAUCUUGACAAGCAUAGACCAGUGACAACUGCAGCUGUGUUGGAUGGUGCUGUACUUGUCCAAAUGCUUCGUCCUGGAGGUGCUGUGACCACUGGACAGUAUUUCACUGACGUGUUAGCACCAUACAUCCUUUCCUGGUUUGACAGAAAUAACCGCAUUGACAUUGUCUGGGAUGUGUACUCCAAGACAAGUCUGAAGUCAGACAUCCGGGAGCAAAGAGGCACUGGUGCGAGGAGGAGGGUGACUCUCUCAACCAAAGUUCCUGGGAACUGGGCUGCCUUCCUACGGGUGGAUCUGAACAAGCAGGAGUUAUUUGUGGAGCUGGCCAAAAGCUUGAAGCAUAUGACAUUUCCACAGGUAUUACUGUAUGAAUUAGUGUGUCUUCUGGAUGGUUGUACAUGCUGUAGUCAAUAAGUCUGACUUCAUUAACAUAUCUUCAAUUACACUGUCUUAUUUUAGGGCAAGGAGCUAUUCACCACGAUACGUGAUGGAUGUGUAACAUCAACAGCUGGCAUUAACACUAAUGCAUUGGCCCCUUGCACACAAGAAGAAGCAGAUACUCGGUUGUUUCUGCAUGUGGCUGCAGCUACACUUGCUGGACAUCGUAGAGUGAUGGUCCGCAGCAGUGAUAGCGAUGUUGUAGUGUUGGCCAUUGCCGCUUUUGUGGCCCUUGAACAGAGGAUGGAUGAGCUCUGGAUAUUUCACUUAAGUAUUUCACUUAAUUUGGCAAAUAAGUAACCAAUUCAUUUUCCCUCACCAGGUACAUUCCAGCACAUGCUAUUGCUCACAGCCUGGGACCAUCAAAGGCAAUGGCACUGCCAGCAUUCCAAGCUUUAACAGGGUGCGACACCACCUCAGCUUUUUUUGGCAAGGGCAAGAAGACAGCCUGGUCUGUGUGGCAGUCCAUGCCUGAACUGACCUUGCCUCUUCUGCUGCUCUCUGGUCCUAGCCCUACAACUGAGAUUAUCAAAACCAGCACACCCAUACUCCAGAGAUUUGUUCUGAAGCUGUAUGGCGUGUCCAAGGACGACAUCAGGACUGAAGAUGCUGCUUGACUCUCCCUUUUCCUUCACAAAGGAAGAGACUUUGAUCACAUGCCCCCAAGCAGUGAUGCACUCCAUCAGCACCUCCUCCGAGUAGCUUAUCAGGUAAUGAUAUAAGACAGCCAUACAUACGGGCAUACUAUUUAAAUGUCAGAAAGUAUAUCACGAAUCGUAUUUUUCUUUACAGAGUGGACAUGUUUGGGGCAAUAUACUGAUCAAAGACGCUGCUACUGUCUCACCCUCACAGUGGGGAUGGCAGCUGGAUUCCCCAGACAGAGCACCCACACCUCUGUACACGACUACUACAAUUAUUUCAAGGGACUUGCCAGAACUUGUUAUUUGCAAGUGCAAGACAGACUGUAAGCCACCUUGCAAAUGCUGCAUGCAGAGGCAGCCGUGCAUGUCUCUCUGUGGAUGUCAUAGUUCAUGCACCCGUUAUGAUGCUAUGGAAUUGUAAAUCUCUGCUGUAUUACUUAAAUGACAUUUACAUUUGUAAAACCC
Messenger RNA from Xyrichtys novacula (pearly razorfish), 1592 nucleotides. NCBI's taxonomy places the organism in Eukaryota, Metazoa, Chordata, Actinopteri, Labriformes, Labridae. The record is from the annotation of a GenBank genome assembly.